Molecule: messenger RNA, 2754 nt
Organism: Carica papaya (papaya)
Lineage: Eukaryota; Viridiplantae; Streptophyta; Magnoliopsida; Brassicales; Caricaceae
Molecular function (GO): RNA binding
Source: RefSeq, a predicted model, not a curated record
CGAGAGGGUCUUUCCUCCUUUUUUAUUUUUUCCGCCUUCUUCUUCUCCUUCUUCUACCUUUUGCUUUCUCUUCCCUCCCAAUUUCUCUCUCCUCCUCCUCCAUCUUUCUUCUCCCCUGACCUAAUUCUCUCAAAAUUCACCUCUGAAAAUCCUUUGAAGAUCCUUCUGAGUUUACGGCAGUCUAUCCUCCUCAUCUAUCCAGAUCUCGUAUUGCGCUAGUCUCAUCUCUCUGUCACCAUAAGGUUUUUGCUCAGUACCAUUUUUUCCUUUUUUCUAUCGCGGAGCAAAAGUUUUUUCAAUCAGCAGACAGCAAGCUCAAGCCGAUACCUCUUCAGGUACUGGAGAAUUGUAGAAGAGAAAGGAAGAAGGAAGAUGACUCCGGCUAAUUUGGCGGGGCAGUUUGGUGAUACAACAUACACUAAGGUGUUUGUUGGUGGUUUGGCUUGGGAAACUCAGAAGGACACGAUGAAGAAAUACUUUGAGCAGUUCGGUGAGAUCUUGGAAGCUGUUGUCAUCACUGAUAAGGCCACCGGUAGAUCCAAGGGCUAUGGAUUCGUAACCUUUCGUGAGCCUGAUGCCGCCAUGAGAGCAUGUGUUGAUGCUUCUCCGGUGAUAGAUGGGAGAAGGGCUAACUGCAAUCUUGCUUCUCUGGGUGUUCAAAGAUCCAAACCUUCAACCCCAAAACACGGAGGAGGAGGGAGGAAUGUGAGGGUAAUGGGGUCAUUUCAGACAGGUUUUGGAGGAGUGGGAACGGCAACAGCUUUUGCUUCAGCAGCAACCUUCCCUCAUUAUGCCAUCCAACAAGGCAUUCCUUACAAUCUUUAUGGGUAUUCCCCAUACUCGCCAGACUACAGUUCUUAUGCAGCGGGCUACUACAGCGUGUACGGAGGAACAAGUGGGCAGUACCCAGUAUACGGGACAGGACCAGCAGGGGGACUGAUGACAGGGACAGCAACGGCAGCGUUUUAUCCCUAUCUGCAAUUUGGUGCCGAAGGAAGCGGAGGAGGCGCCACCUAUGCAUCCGGCGGCCAGAGCUACGGCCACGGCCACGGCCACGGCGUGCAGUACCCACACCACCACCUGUUUCAGUACUCUCCUCUCAAUUCAACCACUGCUGGAGGGACUUACUCCUCCCAACACUAUGCCGCCCCCAUCUCUCUCGCUCCUUCACCUGCCCUUCCCUCUGUGUGUUUUGCUGUGCCACAGGCGUGACGGUGGCUCUUCAUGCACCGCCAAUUCCUCAUCGCUAAAAGGGCAAGCUUUUCUCGGCUACUUCGCACUGCAUGCUUCUUCUGCUGCUCCCCUCCGACCAAAAAAAACCAGUCAGUCGCUCUCAGAAAAACCUAUGGCCUAACCAUGGUUCCCUCUUUCUCUCUGUCAUCUCUCAGUCAAAGCGCCCGAGUUCCGGGCAUUUGCACACAUACAAAAAGCCCCCCGUAGGGGCUACGAACUUUCCAAUCUGAGGAAUUGGAAAGCUCAUCAUGGCUGCAUUGCAUACCUUUUUACCUUUUGCAUCUUUUUGAAAAGCAAAGUUGGUUCCUUUAAAGAGAACCAUCAUCAUGAAUCGCCAUCAUCGAGCUGGUUGGAUCAGCUUUUUGUUGGCAAGUGUUUUUUUUCGGUCCCUGAAACUGGCCUCAUUGGAAAAAUGGCCAAGUUUCCUAACCCACCAUCUUGUACACAUUCUCUCUUUGCUCAUCGCCAUUGUUGGGCAAAUUAACUUUUUUCUUUCUUAAUUUAGAUCAGCAGGAACUUUCAGAAAAAAAGGGGGGGUUGCAGAAAAUGUAAAUUCGACAACAUAAAUGGCAAACUCUCCAUGUUUUUGUUUUGAAAAAUGGCUAAUCUCACCUCUAGAUGAAGAGGGCAUUUUAGCAAAAACUAAAUAGGGCAUGGGCUUGCCCCAAAAGUUUCUUUUUGUUUUUUCGUGUAUUAAUUAACAUGUAGCACUCUUUUAGGAAGGUAUAUUUUUGAUAAUUUGAAAAUUGGACCAUAUAUAUAUAGAUGUACUUGUCUGAUGAAACAACCAAAACCAUCUUCUUCUUCCCAUGGGGUUAAGGGGAGAGAUUGAAACCAGGUUUUUUUGGUUUACUAACUUGUAAAUUUCAUUGUGGCCGAACUUUGGGAAGUGUUGGCCUGAAUUCUCAGCAGUCAAAAUUUUAGCUAGGAUCCUAGGAAGGUACUUAGUUUUUUUUUUUUUGUAAGAAGCAUUUUGCAGAGCUCCAUUAAUGGGAUGUGGAGCUGGUCAAAAUCACAUGCAUUUUAACCUUGGGGAGAUAUUUGGGUUCCCUCUGGUUAUUUUCUUCUUUGACCCACCAACCAUGGUUAGGACUUUGGUAAUUUCUCGUCUCUUUCCAUCUCUUUCCCUCUCUUUCUAUCCAUUUUCCCUCUCUUUCUCUCUUCUCUCUCUGUUGUCUCAGUGUGAAGCUUCAGUUGGAGAUGGAGGUUGAUAUAUAUACCGUUUAUGAUGAUGAUCAUAUUAUGUAUAAGCCUGGAUUUGUAAUGGUAGGAUCGUUACUACUAGUACUUUAGACUACCAGAAAGUUCAUUUUUCACAUAUCCAUGCAUAUAUAUAUACAUAUAUGCUGGUUGGGGAAGUGAAUCUAUAUGGUGCUACUUACUAGCUAAGGACGUACUUAUAUGCUCUCUUUUCAUUAAUUUCAGACCGUUAUAAUAUGCUUACUUCUGCUAAAGCUUUGUCCAUGGACGACAAAGCAAAUAUCUUCAUAUCAUGUUCAAAAUUUUGAUGUGGUUAAUUAA